AUGAAGUUUUCUGUUGCUGUCGCUGCCUCUGCUCUGGCUUCGGGCGCCAUUGCCUCUGUUUAUUCCAUUCAGGUUCCUCAGACGAUUACCGUCGGCAAGGCGAUCCCUGUGAAGCUCGUCAACAACAUUGACCAGUCUAGCACCUACGAAACUAGCAUUACGUUUGGCCUAGGCACAAGCCCCCAUGAUCCGAACAUCAUUAUUGGCACACCCGUGUCGUCCAUCUACCUCCAGGACGGUACCAUGCCUGCUGCACCUUUUACAAGAAACAUCACUAUUCCGGACUGGGCAUGGGGUAGCAAGGGCACGUUUGGCUUGCGUGCUGCCAUCUUUGGCGCCUAUGGUGUUACUGGAGGCAUCGCUACUAAGGUGUAUGGGGCCAACGUGACUGUCGGCAACAAAAUCAGCGACAAAUACGUUGAGCUCAAGUAUAUUGAAUAA
Molecule: messenger RNA, 441 nt
Organism: Akanthomyces muscarius
Lineage: Eukaryota; Fungi; Ascomycota; Sordariomycetes; Hypocreales; Cordycipitaceae
Exons: 2
Coding region: 1-441 (146 amino acids)
Source: RefSeq, a predicted model, not a curated record